AGUAGUAGUAGUUGUACCUACGUGCUUCAGCUCUUUUCAAUUAACGCGUUAAUUUCAUAAAAUCCGGUCUGAACUGAACAAUAAUUGUUUAUCGUUUAUAUUUUUAUUUUCGCUGUAUUGUAUAAACAUCUAAUUGGUAUCAUAAACUUAUUAUGCCAAAUCAACCAAUUACAGUUAACUUUCAACGAUCAAGUCCCUCUCUCACGGUCGAAUUCGUUUAGUUCUUUCUUUGCGUAACAGUGUUCAAUAAUAUUUUAUUUAUCGUGCAUUUAUAUUUUUAAUAUUACUGAUAGUAGGUACCUAUAUAAAUUAUAUAAUAACUUAGUAUAUAUUAUUUUCAGAUUUUUAAAUAUUUCCGACAAUUGUUAAUCAACAUCUUGAUGCAUUAGUACGUCUCUAGUAUUAGCAAAACAUCAGUUUAUAAUUCAUUUUUUUAGUUUUCAUUCAUUAAGUUAUUAUAGCAAUACGGUUUAAAUGAUUUUAUUUCACGCGAGUUAAGUGACUGGAAUUAAUAAAAUGACAAAUACCUCGUUGUUUAAAAUAAGAAACCUGAAAGGAUUUAGUGCUAUUCAUGGUAAAAAAAUUUAUCAAAGAUUUUCGAGGAAUAAUCACUGGUCGAAGUACAGCUACGCCUGUGGGGCCUCGAGUGAUCCGCUCAAAGCUUAUACGAUCGGAGGAAUUUUCAAUGACGCCGUGCAACAGACUCCGGACCGAGAGUUUUUGGUCAGUCGACACGAGAACAAGCGAUACACUUUCGCCGCCAUGGAUUCCGAGGUGGAUAAGCUGUGUAAGAGCUUUAAUGCCAUUGGCCUCAAGCACGGUGACCGAGUCGGAAUAUGGAUGCCCAAUUGUGCGUUUUACUAUACGGUGAUUAUCGCCACAGCUCGUCUGGGACUGAUUUUGGUAAACGUCAAUCCAGCUUAUCAGAGCGACGAACUGAAACACAGCUUAACACUGGCUAAAGUGAAGUGUCUGGUGACCUUAGAGAAGUUCAAGACCCAAAACUAUCCGGAAAUAUUGGAGAAGGUCGAUCCGGACAUUUGGAAGCGACCGCCCAAUACACAGGUUAAGUCAAAAACGUUGCCCACGCUGGAAUCGGUUAUUUUUGACUCAGAAAACUGUUUAAACGGUGCCUUUAAUUUACAAACGUUCUUUGACCUGGGUUCCAAUACAAAUUAUAGUAUCCCUAAAGUACAACCAGACGAGGGAUGUAAUAUUCAGUUUACUUCAGGUACCACUGGAAAGCCAAAAGCAGCAUUGUUGAAUCACUUUGGGCUAAUUAACAACGCUUACUUUAUCAUGAAGCGUUUAGGGAUCUACAAUGAUGUCAAAAAAGGUCAAUUACAUAAAUUCUGCUGUCCAAUGCCUCUAUUUCAUACUUUUGCUUUAUCCAUCGCCGUCGUUGCACCAUUGGUUACCAAAUCAGCAGUUUAUUUACCGUCAGCCCAUUUUGAUCCAAAAGCUACGGUCGAUGUUCUUACGAAAGAAAAGUGUACAUUUAUAUUUGGUACGCCGACAAUACACGUGGACACCAUGUCUGCUUUCGAAAAACUUCCACCAGAGCAACAAGAUAACGACAUGAAGAUCGCAAUCACCGGUGGUGCUCCAUGUUCUCCGAUUUUGAUGUCCAAGUUCAAGAACAUGUUUCCACGCGCUAAAAUAUUGAGUUUAUUUGGGAUGACUGAAACGAGUCCCAGUUCGUUUCAAAAUUUGUCAAACGAUUCAGAUGAACGAAUACAAUCGACAAUGGGUUUCAUACAGGAUCACGUGGAGGCUAAAGUUGUUGAUGCUAAUGGCGAUAUGGUACCUUUCGGAACACCCGGGGAAUUGUUGAUUCGUGGAUACCUAAAUAUGAAUGGUUACUUUAACGACGAAGAGAAGACAAAAGAAACAAUUGAUUCGAAAGGGUGGCUACACACGGGGGAUCAAUUCGUUUUGUACGAAGACGGGUAUGGCAAUCACGUUGGCAGAUUGAAAGAAAUGAUUAUCCGUGGUGGUGAAAACCUAUUUCCCAAAGAGAUAGAAUAUUUUUUGGAGUCUCAUCCUUCGAUUUCACAAGUUCAAGUAUACGGUAUACCCGACGAACGGAUGGGUGAAGAAGUGUGUGCCAGCGUCAUCGUCAAAGAAGGGGCUACAGUCACCGAAGCCGACAUAAAAGCGUACAGCAAAGGAAAGAUCGCCCAUUUCAAGAUCCCCAAACACAUAUUCAUCGAAAAGGACGCGUUCCCGAUGACGGCUUCAGGCAAAGUGCAGAAGUAUAGAUUAAGAGAAAUGGCGAUACAACGGAUUUCGAGCCUUACCUAA
Messenger RNA from Myzus persicae (green peach aphid), 2304 nucleotides. Its product is annotated as acyl-CoA synthetase family member 2, mitochondrial-like. Gene Ontology annotation, biological process: fatty acid metabolic process. Lineage: Eukaryota; Metazoa; Arthropoda; Insecta; Hemiptera; Aphididae. The transcript is spliced from 14 exons. Bases 517 to 2304 code for a protein of 595 amino acids. Gene Ontology annotation, molecular function: medium-chain fatty acid-CoA ligase activity. The record is from RefSeq and is a predicted model, not a curated record.